Molecule: messenger RNA, 1095 nt
Organism: Ylistrum balloti
Lineage: Eukaryota; Metazoa; Mollusca; Bivalvia; Pectinida; Pectinidae
Exons: 5
Coding region: 412-834 (140 amino acids)
Source: RefSeq, a predicted model, not a curated record
UUUUGUGAAUGUGCACGUGACGUUACUAAGUAUAUGUACACGUGACAUGUUGUUUACGUCUCAUGUAUUGUCCAGUGGAAUGUGUGGUAUGUGGCCGAACUAGUCCGACGUGACAUGGACUUCAACGUGAACGCAACUCAGCACUCGUAACACCUGCAUUUGUACUGCAUGCUAAUUGCGUUCUCCACACCUGUUUACGUCACUUGCUUUGGUUUUCUUUCUAUCUGUCUCUCUCUGUCCUGGCACUCUACUGCUGGACGUCAGCGCGAGCGGUCCAGCAAGAUCAUAUAUCAUACACAUAUACUAUACGUAUCACUUCGUAUGGUGCGGGGCCAGUGAAGCCUGUUACGACCUUACGGACAACCUUGCUGACAGCCAGAUUUCACGAUAAAUCUGUUGGUUUCCAGAGACAUGGAUAUCGAAAAUCUGACAAAACUACUUGGAAAAGAACUGCAGAAAGGCGAUGAUAUCGUUCCUAUAGAGGAAGCACUUAAAGGAAAAUCGACCAUAUGUCUAUACUUUUCUGCCCAUUGGUGUCCGCCAUGCAAAAAGUUUACUCCAGUCUUGGCUGGUGUUUACGGAGAAAAGAAAGAUGAAGAUGUUGAAAUCGUGUUUAUUAGCUCUGACGGAGAUGAAGCCGACUUCAACAAAUACUUCAAAGAAAUGCCCUGGUGUGCAGUGCCAUUUAAAAUGUUACAGACGAUUAAGCCUACAAUAAGCGAGAUGUACCAUGUAAGCGGCAUUCCUAAACUAGUUUUCCUCAAACAAGAUGGUAGUGUUGACGAAGAAGGAAGAAAACACGUACAGCAAGAGAAACAUCUUCAUUUCAAAUGAAAACAAGUGGAUUUAAAUCAUUUGGCAUGGAUUCAAAGAUCGGUCACGUGGACAAAUCGCCAACAUUAUCAAUAUAUUUAUUUAUAUAUAUAUAACCAUGAUACUGAUUUCAGAAGGAAAAGCAAUAUAUUAUUGCAAUCAGUGCAUUUUGCAAUAUAGCUUCAGUUAAAUUGUUUCUCAGUGAUAAAUUGUUAAGUUGAUUCUUUCUCAGUGUAACGUGUUAACAGCAUCGAUUAAAAUGUGAUCCAUCUGAAAAAUGUU